GACUCGUCCAGUACUUCCAGUCAGCAAGUACAUAGGGUUAGGUACUAGUAUGUAGUUUGAGAUGAUGAAAAUGCAGAAAUACAGCGGGAGUUUGCUUUACUUUAUGUCCGACGCGGGGCUAUGCCAGGCGAACUUGGAAUGCUCACGCGGGCUUGGGUACAUUACUGACACGAAAAAAGCAACCUAGAACUUUCAACUCCUUAAACUGUCAUUUGUGAUGUGAUCUAUCUGAUAAGCUAAGGCAUAGCAAUACUAGAAUGCCUCCAGCCAUCGCUCCUCUUGAAGGCGAUCGCAGCGGCACAGUGUUCGAAGAAGUAAUGGAGCAGGAAAAUGAACCGCUCCUCGAUUCAGUACCGCCGACUACCGUUGGGGUCCGAAACGAUCGGAGAUUGUACCAGAUUGCGAACAUUUGGUUAGGCUUUUCUCCAGGCUUUAAGUAUUGCAUUGCGCUUGAGCUUAUAUGCGAGCUGGCUGUGAUGAUUACGACUGUGCCUAUGGUGUCGGUUUUAGAGAAUGCUGUGUGCUUCGAAUACUACGGAGGAAACAUUCCGCAAUCCGAUCUUUGCAAGAUACCACCUGUUCAAAAGAUAUUAGCUGAAGUCCGAGGAUGGAUGGCAUCUUUCGAGACGAUUGCUGCCAUUCUUGUCGCGUUACCCAUAGGGCGUAUCGCUGACUAUCGGGAUCAGCGAAGAGUAUUCAUGUUUAUUAUAGUGGGCAUGUUAAUGAGUCUAUCGUGGACGUUGGUUGUCGUAACAAACCCUGUACUUCCUGUAAAGCUAGUAUGGGCGUCCUCCAUCUUCCUACUCGUAGGGGGAGGUAGAUAUGCUGCUGAAAUGCUACUUGCGACCAUGAUCGCAAAAGCGUGCAAUGAAGAGACCAGAACUCGAGGCCUGUACCAUUUUUAUUCCUGUUUUAUUUUCAGUGAGCUUAUAGGGCCCCCGAUUGCUUCCGUUACUGCCGACAUCUCACUCUGGCUUCCUUUUAUUAUAAACUAUUCGUUACUAUUGCUGGCUUUUCCUAUCCUUGCCAUUAUGCCAGAGAGCCGUUCAACUUCAGAGCCAACACCCGCGCCUAUCUAUUCCGAGCGGACUUCGAAUGUCGAUUCCCUGCCAGAACAAGCUGACGUCCUUCGCACGAUUCUGUGGGCCUCUAUCGACCAAUAUCGACUUCUCAUAUUCAUCUUCUCAAGCCGUAAUAUGCGAUUGGCGGUAGCGAUCUUCCUUAUUGGCACACUUAGGGGCAUCUCUCUACGCGCUCUGACGCAAUAUGCAUCCGCCCGAUUCGGUUGGAAGCUUUCAAGGACAAACGGUCUCAUCAGUGAAGUCGCAUUUGUCAACCUAAUUAUUUUCUUUAUCAUUAUGCCUGCCCUCGUUAGCAUGAUCAGCAGACACUUGACACUUACAAAUCAAAUUCUGAAUCUGAGGAUUGUUGAGAUCAGUUUAUCAUUGCUUUUUACCGGGUCGCUACUCCUUGGUUUUGCCACAACCUCAGCCUUUUUAAUUACAGCAACGAUGAUUUACGCUCUCGGAUUCGGUGCCCGCUCGACGCUUCUGUCACUUAUCACAUCAUGGAUCGACUCCAAGCGCACGGGUACCCUUUACAGCGCCGUAUUUCUUAUCGAACAAAUUGGCAUGCUAAUAGGAGAGCCACUAAUUCAGAAUUUACUUGGCGUCGGUAUUGGAUUACAAGAUCCAUGGAAAGGCUUGCCUUUUAUUUGUACCGGUUUGUUUUAUUUCAUUACUCUGAUAUGCGCCUCUGCAAUGAGACUAUAGCUCACUUGAGCUAUACAUAUAUCUAGGUACUUGGGUAAGUAUGGCGGGAUAUUUGUCUAGUUACGGGCCAUAUGUACUUAUUUAGGUGGCACAUGGGUUAUAAGGAAUUUUCAGGUCCAAAGUGCAAGUAUUAAAGAUGUGAACCGAAAAGAGUGUUCAAAUAUCACUAUCAGUGAAGGCUCAUAGCUCGGGAUAUCGCAUAAGACGACUACUCAAAAUUGACUGUUUCUCUUCCCUUACUAUCAACUCCCGGUUGAAAAUAGUUGGGAAUCAUUCGGCAGUUAUACUAAUAAAAAGUAAAAGCCUGUGAUCGCCACCGGCCACAUCCUGUUUGCGACCGUGAUUAAUACCACCCCCACGCCGCAUUGCGUGAUUGAGCUUAUCCGCCACCCCAACCUACACACCAUCUAAUUCUCAUCCUUCAU
Hypoxylon trugodes is the source of this 2197-nucleotide messenger RNA. RefSeq lists its product as uncharacterized. The transcript has 8 exons. Gene Ontology annotation, biological process: transmembrane transport. Gene Ontology annotation, cellular component: membrane. The record is from RefSeq and is a predicted model, not a curated record. NCBI's taxonomy places the organism in Eukaryota, Fungi, Ascomycota, Sordariomycetes, Xylariales, Hypoxylaceae. Gene Ontology annotation, molecular function: transmembrane transporter activity. The coding region runs from base 258 to 1772 and encodes 504 amino acids.